This is a messenger RNA of Polypterus senegalus (gray bichir), 3776 nucleotides long. RefSeq names its product tetratricopeptide repeat protein 16. The coding region runs from base 337 to 2223 and encodes 628 amino acids. The record is from RefSeq and is a predicted model, not a curated record. The transcript has 14 exons. Gene Ontology annotation, molecular function: protein binding. NCBI's taxonomy places the organism in Eukaryota, Metazoa, Chordata, Cladistia, Polypteriformes, Polypteridae.
GAUACAGAUAAAUCACUCGCGCCCAAACAAACGCGGAAAGCAAAGCUUGAGCUGCGCGCCUGUAUAUGUGAAAUAUGUUAACAUUAGGAAAAAGAGAUGCAGUCGUCAAGGAGAAUUUGCACGAGUUUCUAUGAAGUAAAAGUAGCAUUGCAGUUUUGUGUUAUAUAGAGAGCCAUUAUACGUGCUUGCGCUUUGCAGAUGGACAUUGCUGCGGUGCCCACGCUCUGAUGUGUAUUCCGCAUGACAGGAGCUCGUUUCGGUUUUGUCAUUUUCUUUGCUGUUGUACUGUAUUGCUGAAAUUGGAUUAUACUGAAGUGGAAGAAAUCCGUGACCUUAAUGGAUUUGUCUUGCAAGGAUGUUGAGGACUUCACAUAUGUGCAGCAGGAUGGAGAUGAUGUCAUCUUUCCUACAGCUGUUUCUGAAGAACAGCUGAAGGAAGCAAGAAAGAAAUCCCAAAGACUGGUCUUUGGAUCUAACAGCAUAUGUAAUUUGCUAGAAGAUAAUGGAGAUAAAGGACAUCUGCAGGGCAAGCUAAUACUUGGACAGAGAGCAUCAGAACACUAUCAUAAAGGGUUGGAAGCAAAUUCUCAUGGAGACUGGGAGAAGUCAGUUAUAUGUUUCACCAAAGCAAUCAACCUACAUCCACAUAAAGCACAACUCUACAUAUGCAGAGCUGAAGCCUACCUGCAGCUGUGUGACUUCCAGUCUGCCACUUUGAAUUAUAGGAAGGCGUGUGAGUUGGACCCAUGCACAGAAUAUUUCCAAAGCCGUUUUGCUUUCAUCUUCUAUUUUCAGGGACAAUGUUUGUUUGACCAAGGCAUGUAUGUAGAUGCUUUGGAGUCAUUUGCAAAAGCCUUAGAACUGAGACCUGAUAACUACAUAUACCACAUCAGAAGCUUAGCUUGCCUUGCAUCUUUAGGCAAACAUGGCGAAUGCUUAACACUGGUAAACAAGAUGCUUGCAAAAGAAACUGGAAAACCAGAACUAUAUAUUCUAAGAGCAAGACUGCACAGGCAUUUAAAUCAUGCGACUCUGUGUUACCAAGAUGUGAAAACAGCCCUUACUAUGUUUCCAAAUAGUUUGGAAGCACAAUCAUUAUUAAAAGAGUUGAAUGAAAGUGCAGAGAAAGCCUUUGAUGAAGCCAAAAGACGACUUGUGAUGGGAAAGCUGCACGAAGCUCUGCAAAAAAUCAAUACAGCACUGGAAAACAAUCCUGAACAUGUCCAGUAUUUUCUAUUUAGAGGGAUUCUGUACAGGCAACUCAAGGAUUUCAGUGCUGCAAUUGACAACUUGGUUCUUGCUCUGGAAGACACCAAUGAUUUGAAGGAAAACUCCAUUCAGAAUGAGGCAGAGAAACAACUGAUCGUCACCUACAAUGACUUUGCUGUAUUCUGUUUCACCCGUGGGUUUUAUGAUGAGGCUGUUAUGCUCCUUAACAAGGCCAUUAAAGAAGAGAAGAAUGAAAAGGGUCUAUAUCUCAACAGAGGAGACUGUUAUCUCAAGAUGGGUGAGUUGGUUUUUGCCCUUGAAGAUUACAGGCAGGCAGAAGAAAUUGACUCCUCUGACCAAACCAUCCAUGUCCGCAUUGCGGUGAUCCACAAGACAUUAGGGUUAGAGCAUUACAAGCAAGGGAAGUACACCCAAGCAGUUGAAAAUCUCUCCAGUGCUAUUGAGUACAGUCCAACAGUGUCAGAUUAUUAUCAGAACAGAGCUAAUGCCAAGUACAGGCUUUCAGACAUGGAUGGGGCAAAGGAUGAUGCAAUUAUCUCAUUGAUUCUGGACUCCAGAAAUAAGCAGGUACUGCCUCUGAUCUCCCAGCUAUUUCCUGGAUGGUCUCUAGAAGAGGUCUUAUGCAGCAAGGAAUCAGCGAUAGCAAAAGAGAAGCUGAGAACCAGUUUGAAUGUGAAAAAAGAUCAGUCGUCGUCUUCUAGGAAUAUUAAAGAAGCCAAUAUUUUGCAGAAAGAACCAGAUUGCAAUUCAACAAUUGGGAAAGGAAUUGUUGCAUGUGUAGAGGAAAAGGACCUCUAUAAAGAAAUUGUGAACAGCAAAAUCAAGAUAAAUCAAGCUGUCAAGGCUGCUCUACACCAUCGAAUCCCUCUGCAUAAAGAAGGGCCCAAGAUUGCUGCUGUGGUUGAAACUUUACCAGAACCAUCAGAGGCGACUCUCUCAAAUAAGCCCUACCACUGGAGAAAGUUUGGAUUGGGAGUAGGGUUACUAAGAUAAUUGGGAACAUUAGGGGAAAAAACAUUACAAGGAUAUAAAUGGAAAUGGCAAGCGAUACUAAAAUAAUUGGUAUGGUAACCUGAGCAGGGUUUACUGCCUUUAUUUUAGUAAAAAUCCUGUUUUGCAUAUACACUGCUACCAUUGGUAAGGUGUAACUGUAGCAAAAUAGUUCAGUAACCGAUUAUAGCAAUGAUUGGUCACUUGAGGAUCCUGGUAAAACAUUUUAAAAAUGAACUGGUUAACACUUAAAACUCCCCUAAAUUGGUGCCAAAAUCCCUUUUGUCGUCGUUUGAAUUGUAAGAGUAAAAUUCAAAUAUUGAGUUUGAAGUAAAAAUCAUGAAGCCACAAUCAUGUUGCUGAAAUAGGAAAAAAUAAAUGUAUCCCUAAGAAACAACCAUAAGGGUACAGAUUCCAACCUGAAACCAAGGCUCCCCUUUGUGUGUCUACCUUUGAACUCAGCAGUAGGGUCAGUGAGAGGAGAACAUCCAUCCUGUGGGGAAUGAUGAACCAUCUUUAUUGCUACUGUACAGCAAGAAGGGACCUACUUCUUAUCACAGACAGAAAAAAGUCACAAAUAGUGACUUUCCUAUGUGCAGUGCCAAAAACUAUGAAAGAAGCAGUGGCUGCAUCAUUGAUUUGAUUUGGGGAGCUGUGCUAUGUAAAAAGUAGUCCUGUGCCUCCCUGUCAAACGGCAAAAGGGACACCUAUGAACAAGAAGGUUAAGAGCCUCUGGGCUGUAGUACUGAACAGGGAGACGAUUCCACUAAUAUAAUGUUCUUGGCUUUUAAUAAUUUCCUGUUUUUGUUCAAAUUUCCUGUUUUUUUUUUUUUUAAGUUAAGCUCAGUUAAACGAUGCUUAAAUCGAACCUAACAAAUCAUUAAAGUGAUAUGCAGAGGCUUUGUCUUUACAUUAGCAUUCGUCAUUCUGCCUGACUGAAAUAAAUAUAUAAUGUACGUUAUGCAUAAGAUUCAAAUUGAAAAUUAAACGGCAUGAGAAUAAUAUGAAAGAGAGUUAAAAUACAAUGAAACUUUUGUUACCUACCCUUCUAUUUUUUAUUUUUUUAUAAAAAGUAAAGGAAUUGAAAGUAUACUGUAGGAAGGUUUUAAUUGGUUUAUGUGUUUCAGCAUCACAACAUACCCUUUUACAAUGUUGUUAUUUUUUGACAGCAUGUUUUUUUAUCUAAACAGCUAAACCAGAAAAUAGUUUUCUAACAAUAAAAUACAGGAAAACUUAAUAGACACAAAAUUUAUCACUAAUUGUGGAUCUUUAAAUGAUCUGACUCAUCAAGUCCUGUUUAGAAUCCUAUCAUUAUUCACUAACAAUGUUGGAUGAAUACUUAUGUGUUGCAUUACAGUUCAUUUUUAAAUUCUAGCCUGUGGUCAAACAAUCUUCUGUGGAUCACUUGUAAAAAUAAAAUCUUACAUAUAAACGUCUACAUGAUGAAGUGUGCGUGUCUGUCUGGAAGUAAGAGGUGGAAUCGGGGUAAGAGCUCCACCUCCGAGGAAACAGAAAACUCUUUUACCAACUAAGAACACAAGCGAGGCCAGCAUGUC